UUAAAUCUCAUUUGGCCCAUAGCUACUAUUUGGGUGAUGUCCAUCGAUGUCAUCCCCAGCGCUUAUCUUAUCACUCACAACCAGGUCCUGAUCUGACGUCGUGCAGGAAUUUCGACCAUCACUUAAACUCCCAACACCAGAAACGACAUCUCACAACACGAACUCACCACAAUGGCAAUGUCAAAAGCCAAUGGUACUCUACGAACAUGCCUGCGGCAACUCGUGCGCUCAGAGGGCCCAGCUCCCCUCCGAUCGAUAGCCGCUACACCCCGCGUCUUCAGCACGUCUCCCUCUCUGCUGAAGAAGCGCAAGAUCACAGCCCCUAGCAACAGCCCUAACAGCGCCAAUGCGAAGGCAGCUGCAGGCUCUAUGAACAAGGCGGAGUUCGAUACUGCAAAGGUGCCGAUGCCGGAUCCGGAAGAUCCCCUCGAUUUUACAGCUGUUAUUGCUGCGUAUGCUCCUAUUGAUGCGCACUUCAAGACCCAGCUGGCGGGUAUGAUCCAUGGUGGACGAUUCAAUCCUACCAAUUUGGGAUCGCUGCCUGUGCCCAUGAAGGAUCAUGACGGCAAUGAUGUGACAUUCCCUCUACGAGAGCUGGCGCAAGUCGUUCCUCGAUCUGGUCGGGCUAUUUCACUGCUCGUGAACGACAAGGAAUACAUCAAGCCUAUCAUGUCAGCGGUGCAAGCAAGCCGUGAGUUCAACCAACAACCACAGCGGUCAGAGGACAACGAACUUGAGCUUCUUCUCAAGGUGGAGCUCGAGCGCAAGGACGACGUCGAGCGACGAAUCAAAGAGACAGUACAGCACUGGAAGGACCGCAUUCGCAAUGCUAGAUCCAGACAUGAAAAGACACUCAAGGACUGGAAAAAGUCGGGCACUGUCCUCCCCGACAUUGUCAAAAAGGCCGAGAAGGAGCUUCAAAAGGUACAAGACAAGAAGAUGAAGGAAAUUGACCAGGAAGAAGCACAGACCAUCCGUCAACUAUAGAUGGUAAUUGUAUGAUAGAUUCAGAAUAUUGUGGUAUUACAUAUCGUGACAAGUGUACACUGAUCUCAAGAUCUAAUCUUUUAAGCGCGCGCCUUUCCACCCUUUCCAGCAGCAGGCUUCUUGGCCAAAAGUGACGUCAACUUCGUCUCAAAGGAGUUGACAUCGUUGGUAGAGUAAGUCUCGGCCCUGAGAUGCCAUGAGCGAGAGAGACCAACAGGGUCUGAAGCGAACUUGGGUGUCUCAUGUUGACCCUGAACAGCCCGCUUUGUGAUGACCUGACGAAUAGCCUCUUCGGUGUCGGUGAUGAUGGGGCCUGUGGAUUCUUUGCCUUCUGCCUUGAGCUUCUCCUGGAGGUACUUUUCGGUAGCCUCCUUAUCUUUUGGGUCGGCAAAGAAGCGAACACCAUUGGUCUCAAUCUCAGAGGCGUAAUAUUUGGGCUGGAAGGUGUCUGGUGCACCGACAUGAUCCGCUGUGCCGAGGACACUGAGGUUCUGAAGAACUGCAGCCGAUUUUCCAGAGGCGGAAUUCGGUGCAAGGGGCGCAAAUUCGUUGAUAGAUUCGAGUGUGAGAGAUGGCCUGUAUUCCGAGGUGAUGCCGAAUCGAAUGUUAUCGUCAAAGGACUUCUCAUCAGGAUCCAAUGUGUUGAACUCGUUUCGGUCGAUCCUCUUCUUAUCCUUGUCCUCUUCAUCCCUUGGUCGUCGAUCGUUGGUUCUUCCACCUCGGCCACGAGCACGACCUCCACGACCGCCUCGUCCUCUGCCCGCACCGAAACCACCACGACCUCUUGUUGGUGAAGAGGUUCGAACAGGUGUAGAGGAUCGAUCCUGAGCUGAUGAUCCUCCCCUAGCAAGUCCACCUCGACCUCUGUACAUAAGACCACCUCUUCCACGAGCUUCACCGCGCCCUCUGAGACCCCCACGUCCGCGCAGGGGCAUGCUCUUUAUAUCGAUAACCUUGGGACCACCAGCCGGGCUUCGAGGCGGCCUCGGAGUGCUGGGGCUUGGGCCAUCGGCUGCCUGGAACUGCGUUGUUGAGAAUUGGCGGGCGUAGUUUCGAAAAGCAUCCGAGACCUGCUCGAGCUCUGGCCUUGUCCGGCUGCACACCGAACGGAAGGCGUGGCGUUGCAUUUUGGGGUGGUUGUUUGAUGUGGUGAAGCUGAUUGUUU
Fusarium odoratissimum NRRL 54006 is the source of this 2152-nucleotide messenger RNA. RefSeq lists its product as uncharacterized. Lineage: Eukaryota; Fungi; Ascomycota; Sordariomycetes; Hypocreales; Nectriaceae. Gene Ontology annotation, molecular function: ribosomal large subunit binding. Bases 172 to 987 code for a protein of 271 amino acids. The transcript has 2 exons. Gene Ontology annotation, biological process: translation. The record is from RefSeq and is a predicted model, not a curated record. Gene Ontology annotation, cellular component: mitochondrion.